Molecule: messenger RNA, 3902 nt
Organism: Paramormyrops kingsleyae
Lineage: Eukaryota; Metazoa; Chordata; Actinopteri; Osteoglossiformes; Mormyridae
Product: speckle-type POZ protein-like A
Molecular function (GO): protein binding
Source: RefSeq, a predicted model, not a curated record
UAUUGCGCAUGCGCUUUCUGCCUGGGAAAGAUUACCAAAGCUGCAGCCACCGCUAUGGGUACAAAGCUGUUUUAGGAGACAGAAAAACAGAGCGUUUGUUUAAAAAAGAAAAACAAGGGAGGGAAAAAGUUCAAUUUUAAGUUACUAAAAUUGCACACAAACAAAGGGAGCGAAACACAUCAGGUAUUUAGGGAUCUGUUCCUGCUGGAAGAGUGAAAGAAAGGACGAUGGGUUCCACUGGGAUGACCGUAGAGCGUGCGGUUAUUACCUAAUCGAAAACUGCCUUCUCAUCGCAGUCUUCCGGUCACCACUACGCCACCUUCGCAUGCGGUUAACAUGCGGUGAUGUCCUGGGUGAUAGCAUGAGACAUACACCUUCUUCAGCAUCUUCAGUCACGUGGUGAAGUGUAACAGGUUGUCAGCGGUUCUGCCUGGGGGUUCAGCUGGUGAUGUCACGGGUCUCCACCCCCCCUCCUCCAGGGGAGAUGUCCUGUGGACCUGUGGCUGAAAGCUGGUGCUACACACAGGUUAAGGUAGUCAAGUUUUCUUACAUGUGGACCAUAAACAACUUCAGUUUUUGCCGGGAGGAGAUGGGGGAGGUGCUGAAGAGCUCCACGUUCUCAUCAGGCCCCAACGACAAGAUGAAAUGGUGUUUGCGAGUUAACCCAAAGGGACUUGAUGAUGAAAGCAAGGAUUACCUGUCCUUGUAUUUAUUGCUUGUUAGUUGUCCAAAAAGUGAAGUUAGAGCAAAGUUCAAAUUUUCUUUAUUGAACGCAAAAAGAGAAGAAACUAAAGCAAUGGAAAGCCAAAGAGCUUAUCGAUUUGUACAGGGGAAGGAUUGGGGGUUCAAGAAGUUUAUUAGAAGAGACUUCCUGCUUGAUGAAGCGAACGGACUCCUUCCUGAUGACAAGCUGACGCUGUUCUGUGAGGUGAGUGUGGUCCAGGACUCUGUCAACAUCUCCGGCCAGUCCAACAUGAACGUGCUGAGGGUUCCGGAAUGCCAGCUGUCGGAUGACCUCGGUAACCUGUGGGAGUGUUCACGCUUUACCGACUGCAGCCUCUACGUGGGAGGGCAGGAGUUCAAAGCACAUAAGUCCAUAUUAGCAGCGAGAUCACCGGUCUUUAAUGCGAUGUUUGAGCAUGAGAUGGAGGAGAGUAAAAAGAACCGAGUCGACAUCAGUGACGUUGACCCGGACGUCUUCAAGGAGAUGAUGGGCUUCAUUUACACAGGAAAGGCGCCAAAUCUGGAGAAGAUGGCCGAUAACUUGUUAGCUGCAGCGGACAAAUAUGCCUUGGAGCGGCUGAAGGUCAUGUGUGAAGAAGCCCUGUGCAGCAGCCUGUCCGUGGAGAACGUGGCCGACAUCCUCAUCCUCGCCGAUUUGCACAGCGCUGAGCAGCUCAAAGCACAAGCCAUAGAUUUUAUCAACAGGUGCAGCGUUUUGCGACAAUUGGGCUGUAAAGAUGGGAAAAACUGGAACAGCAAUCAAGCGACUGACAUAAUGGAGACUGCAGGCUGGAAAUCAAUGAUCCAGUCCCACCCUCACUUGGUGGCAGAGGCCUUUCGUGCCCUGGCGUCUGCCCAGUGCCCGCCCUUUGGCCUGCCCAGGAAACGCCUAAAACAGUCCUGAUUGGUCCACUUUCCUGAGAGACUCUUACUGGAACGAAUCAUAAUGGAUUGUGAUGUUGGGGGCAUCAACCCCACCCCACCCCUUCCCCCCACCACCAGCACCACCAAAAAUGGGCGGAGCUUGUUUGUUUCAUGUCCAACCCAAUUGUUUGCUCUUCAGGGGCUGGGAAAUGCGGGAAAGAAACACUGGUUUCUUCGGAUUUUGGAAGAGUAACCCCCCCUUCCCCCAACCUUCUCCUUUGUUUGGUCCGCAAGCUUUAUUUUGCAAUGUUUUCAGUAAAAUGGCCUUAAUCUAAUGCCAUUGCUCAAGAGUUUAUAUUGUUAUUUCUGUAUUUAACUGUGUGCCUGCCUUGGCAAAGAUUCCAGGCCUCCUCCAGAUUGCACUAGUUCCCAUAAUGCUGUAGUUUUAAUAUGAAGUUCUAUAGGAACCUGUCAUUGAAUAUUUAAUUAAUGGGAAAUAUUGUAUAUCAUUUGUUUAGCAUCUUCUGUGACUAGACAUUAUGAAAUUGUGACACAUUUUCUUCUAUUUACUAUUUUCAAAUAUAUGCCCCAUAUUGAUGGCACCGUUCAUGUAUUAAGAAAAAAAACUCGUUUACCAUUUUCAAAAGGCAGGUGUUGAAGUAGAAUAAAUGGGAAAAAAAAUACUUGUAAAAUGCAUUAUGAGAAUUUAUGUGAUGUUGGAUUUAACAUGAUGAACUUACCGUUUUGUAUAUUGUACACCUCAGUAUCAAGGGUAAACAUGCAGGUUUGUUUACUGUGAGGUUUGACUUCCAAGGUGAUGUCACACGUAUGACGACCCCCCCCCCCAACCCCUUCAGGUUAACGGAGUUUGUUCAUUAGUCAUUUCAGGUUGACUUCCCCGUUCUUUAAGUGGCACGGUUUUCUGGAAUUUUUAUGAACUGCUGUGCCGUUGCCAUGAAUGAGAACAGGGGGUUGCGAUCAGUCUGAAGGAACAAUCGGUAUACCUGUCCAACCCCCCCCACCCCAACUUACAUGAAUGUUCAUGUAGGGACGGGAAAACAAUAAAUUGAGUUAAAUGGUCAUUUAAUCUGUGUUUGAAGAAGGAAAAAAAAGGCACAAUGUCUUUUGAAGACGGGGAAGCCAGAGUGCAGAGCAUCUCUGUCCCAUAGCGUCAAUGUACGUCUUCGAAGGCCAGAAUCUUAAAUCCACGAAGGAGAAUGAUCUGCUGCUUUUAUUUGCAGUGUAAUGGCAUCUGGCGUAACUGCUGUAAUCGAGUGGUGGCAACCCGAGCGUUCAUUCAUUCAUUCAUUCAUUCAUUCAGUCGUCCUGCUUUUUGAUGGUGUUUUGUCACUAAAAGUGUCAGUGUUUGUCACAAGGUUUUUUUUUUUUUGGAUCCCUCCCUUCCUCAGCUGGUUUGUUUUGUAAUCAACUUAUUUCAGCGUUUUCUGUGCUGAGACUUUUUGUCCUCUGGGGUAACUUUACUCCAGUGAUGUUUUAAAAAAAAAAGAAAAGCCCAGCGUGAUAGCUCCUUUCUCCAGUUUUUUGUUGCAUACCCCCCCCCCAACCCCCACCCUUCCGUUUCUGUAUCUCCUCAAUCCUGUGCUCCUCUUCUAUGUACAAUUUCUCAGCCAGACCUGUACCAAAGCAAACGUACCUCCCAGAGAUGAGCUGCUGCUGCUGUACUUUGGUAGAUUACCAUCCACAAUAUAUAUGUGUGUCUUACACGGUGCAUGUGUCGACGUGCAUUGCACAAGUCCUUAGAAUUAAAGGGAUGUCGCAGUGAAUUCCGUUUCCUAGCUAGAAACGCAAACUAUUUUUGAACUGGGCAUUAAGGUCUUUUGUUUCACAGACACAAGCUUUGAUAUGCUAUUUAUGAACGAGAGCCACACCUGUCCGUCUUACAACAGUGCUGUUCCUGGCAGUAUGAUCCCUGCUACUCUCGCCUUCCACCUUCCUGCUUUGAUUGUUCCAGUCAUUUCACUUUUCACACUUACUUUUUUUUUGCAAAUUCUUUGAUCUAAUUGGAGAGGCUGAAAAUGAGUGAUAUAUAUUUUCAACUGAAGCAGUGUUAGCCCGUGUUUUUUCUUUUUUGUAUGUUUUAACAUUUUCUGUACUUUGUCGUUUUCACCGAAUGGUUCUGAUCAUACAAAGAAAACAAAUCAAAGCAAACUCACUGAUCAAUUGACGCAUGGUGUAUUAUGAUGGCUAUAAUAUAUUUCCUUUGUCCAGUUAAUCAGUUAAUUUGCUGUUUGCAAAUGUACCCAUGUAAGUCAUAUGUCUGCUGAACAAAUCCUUAAAGUGUGUUACUGAUCAAA